GUCUCGGUCACGCCAAGGACGCAGACGCCAUGAUCGACAUGUACGCCGCCGUCGACGCCGCAGCCAUUCAGCCUGCCGAGAGCGCUCUUCUGACCGCCCUCCCCUGCCGCGACGCCCACACCGAGGACACCAACGCACCAGGCUCUCUUGUUCCCGUUCACCCAGCCGGCGCAGUGUUGUCCUCCUUCCAGCACGCAGCCCCCUCCGCCCGACCCGCAGCCCGGCUUCAAGACCGCCUGCUCGCCCUCCUACCCCUCCGCCCGCGCCGCCCAGGCACCGCGCCACCCAGCCCAAAGCCGUGCCCAAGCCCGACCCCCAGCCUACAAGUGUUCGACGAGGUCGAGGAGUUGGCACUUUACAUCGUGGACGUGGUCGUGGUGCCCAACAUGACCCUCAUUGGGAGCCGCAGUCCAGUGGAUGGUGGGGAAUGGCCAGAAAAGGUUCCUCUGAUCCCUUAUGCGCCCGAAGACAGCGACCGCACGGUUCGAGCCCUUUGUGAUCUGGACGAUGGUCUUGCUGAUGGGCUACUCCAGAUGGUGGCCAGGAUUUUGCACUCCAGCGGCGCUAUCGACCAUGCCGAACUGCACAAGAUCGAGAUCAUCGAUGUCGCAGAAGGAGCGUACAAGGCUUUGUUGAUACCGCUCGACUACAACUCACCCUUGCCCUUCGGCCACACCCCAGGAGCCCAGGCCCUGGGGAACACAUAUGACUACGUCUGGAACCACGGUACCGAUGAGGCAUCGUGCUCCCUGAUCCUCCGUGAAGAACUAGUGCGUCCAACAGACGCUGGACAAGAAGGCCUCCAUUCCGUGGCCUUUUAUUGUCAAGCAACUCAAGGGAGUUUCAACAGGCACACGGUCGCGAAUGUGAUCGACAAAGAGCUUCGCAUCAGCAAGGGCACCCAUGGAUGCCACAUCCUCGGCAGCUUUUCCUCCAAAAAGCAACAUUACAAGGUGUCCUGGGGACAGGUGCCCGAGGAACAGCGCAUUUGCGCCCAACGUGGCAGCGUUCGGACACCAGAUCACUGGGCCUUUUGCAGUGUUCAUGCUCAUAUCCGAGCUUUGGCUUUCCCCCUCCCUGCGUGA
Molecule: messenger RNA, 1085 nt
Organism: Symbiodinium natans
Lineage: Eukaryota; Dinophyceae; Suessiales; Symbiodiniaceae
Source: the annotation of a GenBank genome assembly